CUAAGAUAUCCCAAGAAGUCCUUGCAAGCUUUAAAAAGGGAUAUGUGCAUGAUGGUGAGGUCUUUCUUCAAUGGAGACAAACAGUGCAGCUGAGGCAGAAAGGAAUUACGGUCAGCAGAUAAUUAGGUUUCUUAAAUAGGUGUCAAGACAACACUCCUGUGAAACUAGCAUCUGCAAAACUUUGUUAGAAGUUCCAGUAUUUUUUUUAAUUGGAGAGGAUUUUUUUUAAAAAAAAUCUGGAAGCUGAAAUAGCUAAGGCAUCUGCUUGGGCAACAUUGUGAAAUGUUUAUGCCCUGAAUUGCUGAUAAAAUGUGUUUGGCUAACAGAGGCUCAUAGAGACUUCGCAAGCGGCAAGAGCUAUAAAUUAAAUUGUCACUGGUUGUCUUUCCAAGUCCUGGUUGGAGGUGAAACUUAAGAUGGCAUUUGAUGUGCUUCCCCAACCCCCACUUUAAGAAGACUGAAGGACUUAGAAAUGGGUCCUGACAGCAACUUUUGUUACAAUAAAUAAGAGAGAUUGGAAAAGUGUAGUCAUGCUUGGGAUGUCUCUGUAGCGGAACAGCAACAAACAGAAGCAGAAAAAAAAGCAAACUUCUUUCAGAGUUUUUUGUUUUGUUAAUCUGUCCUGAUGGAAGGAGAGGCAGCAGGGAGCUCAAUGCCAGCCAGCAAAACAGCAGCCAGCAAAAUUGUCCGGAUAGCCCUUGGUGUGUUUGUGAGUAGCACAGUUGUGCUUGGCAUUGCACUUUUCCUGGCUUGCCAAGGCCUUCUAAAAUUUCAUCCUAAGCAACAGAUUUGCUUGACACCUGAAUGCAUUGAAGCAGCUGCAUCCAUCAUGAGCAAGUUAAACACAUCAGUGGAUCCCUGUGAUAACUUUUUCCGGUUUGCAUGUGAAGGAUGGAUACAGAACAAUCCCAUUCCUGAAGAUUCCUCAAGUUAUGGAAUUUAUCCUUGGCUGAGGCACAAUGUAGACCUCAAAUUAAAAGCCCUCCUUGAGAAACCACUGAGCAAAAGACGUGACAGUGAAGCUGCCCAGAAGGCCAAAAUACUUUAUUCUUCAUGUAUAAACGAGAAUAAGAUAGAAAAGGCUGAUGCAAAACCUCUUUUAAACUUGUUGAAACAUUCUCCAUUCCGCUGGCCUGUUCUGGAAUCAAAUCUUGGGCCUGAAGGAUUGUGGUCAGAAAGAAAAUUCAGCAUGCUCCAGACCUUGGCUGCUCUUCGUGGCCAAUAUAGCAAUUCUGUUUUCAUCCGACUAUAUGUGGGUUUUGAUGAUAAGAUCUCUAAUGAACACGUCAUAAAGCUAGACCAAGCAUCACUCUCCUUAUCAGCACGAGAAGACUACCUAGAAAACACUACAGAAGCUAAAUCUUACAGAGAUGCCCUGUUGCAAUUCAUGGUGGAUACUGCUGUGCUUUUGGGUGCCAAUGCAUCGCGUGCAGAGAUGGACAUGAAGUCUGUGCUUAAGUUGGAAGUAAAAAUUGCAGAGAUAAUCAUUGCACAUGAGAAUCGAACCAGUGAAUCUAUGUACAACAAAAUGAACUUAUCAGAGCUUACCACCAUGAUACCACAGUUUGAUUGGCUGGGGUAUAUUAAGAAGGUGAUUGACACUAAGCUCUAUCCUCACCUUAAGGAUAUAGAUGCUUCAGAAAAUGUGAUUGUUCGUGUGCCCCAGUACUUCAAAGAUUUGUUCAGAAUACUAGAAAGUGAAAGAAAAAAGACUAUUGCCAACUACUUGGUAUGGAGAAUGGUUUAUGCAAGAAUAUUUAACCUCAGUCGACGUUUCCGAUAUAGGUGGCUGGAAUUUUCAAGGAUAAUUCAGGGGACGACUUCCUUAGAGCCUCAAUGGGAUAAAUGUGUAAACUUUGUGGAAAGUGCUCUCCCUUAUGUUGUUGGCAGAAUGUUUGUAGAUCUUCAUUUCCAAGAAGACAAGAGGGAAAUGAUGGCAGAGUUGACUGAAGGGAUUCGUUGGGCUUUUAUAGACAUGUUGGAAAAGGAAAAUACUUGGAUGGAUUUAGAAACCGAAAGAAAAGCUAUUGAAAAGGCAAAAGCAGUCAUGGCAAAAGUGGGUUAUCCAGAGUUUAUAAUGAAUGACACAUACAUUAAUGAAGCCAUCAAAACAAUGAAGUUUUCAGAAGCUGACUAUUUUGGCAAUGUACUUCAGACUUACAAGCAUGCAGCACAGUCUGAUUUCUACUGGCUGAGAAAAGAAGUUCCGAAAACAGAGUGGUUUACUAGUCCCACUACAGUCAAUGCCUUUUAUAGCUCAUCUACAAAUCAAAUCAGAUUCCCAGCAGGAGAACUCCAGAAGCCGUUCUUUUGGGGAGCAAAAUAUCCCAGGUCUUUAAGCUAUGGUGCCAUUGGAGUAAUUGUUGGGCAUGAGUUGACACAUGGAUUUGAUAAUAAUGGGCGUAAAUAUGACAAGAAUGGAAAUUUGGAUCCUUGGUGGUCUUCAGAAUCAGAAGAAAAAUUUAAAGAGAGAUCAAAGUGCAUGAUCAAUCAGUACAACAGCUAUUACUGGAAGAAUGCUGGCUUAAACAUCAAAGGGAAGAGAACACUGGCAGAAAACAUCGCAGAUAAUGGAGGUUUGCGAGAGGCUUUCAGGGCAUAUAGAAAGUGGAUUGAAGAAAAGAGGCAAGGAGCAGAGGAGUCCCUAUUACCUGGCAUUGAUUUCACCCACAAUCAACUCUUCUUUCUGAGUUAUGCUCAUGUGAGAUGUCAUUCUUUCAGACCAGAAGCUGCCAGAGAGCAAAUCUAUACUGGAGCUCACAGCCCUCCUCAGUUCAGAGUUAUCGGUGCCAUGAGUAACUUUGAAGAGUUCCGAAUAGCUUUUAGCUGCCCAGGAAAUACUACAAUGAAUCGUGGUGCUGACUCCUGUCGGCUCUGGUAGUACCUCGCAGGAAUCCUGCGCUGAAAUCACUCACUCCUUUCAGCCAUGCCAAACUGUUGAAGAGCUCCUGCUACUUCAGAGCACUGUUGCAGUCUAUGGACUAGUUUUGCUUUUAACAUACCUUGUGAGCUGGGUGGGUAACCAACCUGCCCAAUGUAAUAGUUGGCUUAUUUAAGAUUUUUAAAAUAUAGGACAUAGAAAAAUGAAAGCCUUAUUGAAGAAACAUAUAAAGAUGGGGCUUCUUAUGGAUUGUUUCAAUAAUACAUUCUAAUCCAAGACAUACACCCUGAUUAUUGUGUAUGAUUGCUUGGAAGUAAAUCCUGCUGCAUUCAGUGAGUCUUACUCACAGGUAAAGGAUAUAGAGUUUUAGGUUAACAAGACUUAAAUGGCACACUACUGCUUUUCAGAAGAAAAAAAGAAAAGAAACUUGGGUGCCUACAGUGAUAAUCUGAAAGGAAAUGAUGGCACAUCCACAUUAAGAACAUACAUGUUUGUGUUUACAUAGUACAUCUUGACCUGCUGUUGCAGUCUUCUACACAAAGUCUAUAUAUGAUUUGAAGCUUUUCUCCCUACUUUUCCUUAAAUCCAAAAGCAGUUUGGGGGGAUACUGAGUAGGAAUAGGAAGAAUAACAGUAUGUAGUGAGAUGGCUUCUCCUUUUUCACAAGCAUCCUUUUUGUUUAGAAUUCUACCUCCCCACCUACAUCUACCUGCUUCUCCCUCCAUGCAUCCUACCUAUUUUAGACUUUAAUCAUACAGGUUCUUUUUCUUUCUUUCUUCUAUGAAUGUGUAUGGAAACAGGUACAUUUGUGCACACACUAUAUUUAUUGCUUCAGUAGUAAUUUGGAGACAAAACCUCUGCCAGGAUAUUAAAAAAACACUUCAUCAUUUUCUUUACUGUUAUUUUUCACAUAGCUUUAGCUUGCCCCUUAAUUUGACCAAACCCUAGCUAGUAUGUACCUACUGGAGCUGAGAACAAAUCAAAACUAAACUGGUUUAUUCAGCGGUAGGAAUUGCUAUAACAAGAACACUGGUUAAAUCUUUCACAUGUGUACAUCUUGGAAUUUGAGCCAUCAUUUGUUUGCAGCCUUUUGAUGUGAUCCUAAUUAAAUAAAAUAGCUGUGAAAUAUAUAAUUUGGAUUCAGAAAAGGUAACCUUACUCAUUAGGGAUGCCAGCUUUCAGGUGGGGAUCUUCCAGAAUUACAGCUUUUCUUUAGACUACAGAAAUCAGUUCCCUUGGAUAAAAUGGAUGCUGGGGGGGGGGGGUCUGUUUGGUGUUGUACCCCCCUGAGGUUUCUGAUCCCCCCAGCUCCACCCCAAAAUCUCCAGUAAUUUCCCAACCUGGAGCUGACAACUGUACCCACCAGUGGCCAGGGGGGAUCUGGCAACUUUAUUCCUGAUGCUGGCAAAGGCCUGGGCUUUUGCUAUGGUAUUAUAGGCCUUUUUUACAUUUACUUUUAGCAAAGUGGUGCCACUGUCCUACAAUUUCUCUCAAACUGAUCUGUGUAUGUCCUAGCACACACAUUCUGUGCUAAAAGUAUAAAUACACUCUGAGGCAGAUACAAGACCUUAGAAAGGUUCAUGAUGUUGCUUCCAUACACAAAUAUCAGAUUGGACAUCAUAGUCAGAAUCAUUUGCAUAUCUGGACUAACAUAAAUGAGGAGCCAAAUCACCAUGAAGUCACUUUGGAAGUAUCACUCCUUGGGACAAAGUUAUGUGUAAAAGUAAUCUUUGCUGGAAUUUUAUUUUCCCUACAAUUUUUCUGUUGUGUAAGUUGCAGAACUGUUUCAAGAAUAAUGUUUCAGUAGAAAAACAAAUGUUUUCAGAAUAUUGCAUACAUUUUUGUACAUUUAUAUGGGAAAGUAUUAAAUGCUAAUUUGUUUGAAUACAGGAAUUUUGUAAAUUAUAUCCUAUAAUAAAAGCUUUUCAGAGCA
Sphaerodactylus townsendi is the source of this 4813-nucleotide messenger RNA. It is a transcript of the gene PHEX, whose product is annotated as phosphate regulating endopeptidase homolog X-linked. Lineage: Eukaryota; Metazoa; Chordata; Lepidosauria; Squamata; Sphaerodactylidae. Bases 626 to 2881 code for a protein of 751 amino acids. The record is from RefSeq and is a predicted model, not a curated record. Gene Ontology annotation, molecular function: metalloendopeptidase activity. The transcript has 22 exons. Gene Ontology annotation, cellular component: plasma membrane. Gene Ontology annotation, biological process: protein processing.